GCUGCAAGGCAGCUGCUGGCCUGGCAUGUCUGUCCCCGGCCCCCUCCCGCCCAGCGUGUCACAACAGCGGAGGCGGCCUAUCUGGAGCAGUUGGGGUGGGCAGCGGGGAGGCGAGCGGGCGAGCAGAGCGGUCGCGAUGCGGGAAUGCAUAUCUGUCCACGUGGGUCAAGCGGGAGUUCAGAUUGGCAAUGCUUGCUGGGAGCUCUUCUGCCUGGAACAUGGCAUCCAGGCAGAUGGCACCUUUGGUGUGCAGACCAGCAAGAUCGACGACGACGACUCGUUCACCACCUUUUUCAGUGAGACUGGCAACGGGAAGCACGUGCCCCGGGCUGUCAUGGUAGAUCUGGAGCCUACUGUGGUGGAUGAGGUUCGGGCAGGAACCUACCGCCAGCUCUUCCAUCCAGAGCAGCUGAUCACAGGAAAGGAGGAUGCAGCUAACAACUAUGCCCGUGGCCACUACACGGUAGGCAAGGAGAGCAUCGACCUGGUGCUGGACCGCAUACGAAAGCUGACAGAGGCCUGCUCCGGCUUGCAGGGCUUUCUGAUCUUCCACAGUUUUGGUGGUGGCACUGGCUCAGGCUUCACUUCUCUGCUGAUGGAACGCCUUUCCCUGGAUUAUGGCAAGAAGUCCAAGCUAGAGUUUGCUAUCUACCCGGCCCCCCAGGUCUCCACUGCCGUGGUCGAGCCCUACAACUCCAUACUGACUACCCACACCACACUGGAACAUUCAGAUUGUGCUUUCAUGGUGGAUAACGAAGCCAUCUAUGACAUCUGCCGCAGGAACCUAGACAUUGAGCGCCCCACGUAUACCAACCUCAACCGCCUCAUCAGCCAGAUUGUGUCCUCCAUCACUGCCUCUCUCCGCUUUGAUGGGGCCCUCAAUGUGGACCUCACUGAGUUCCAGACCAACCUGGUGCCCUACCCCCGCAUCCACUUCCCCCUGGUCACCUAUGCACCCAUCAUCUCUGCCGAAAAAGCCUAUCAUGAACAACUCUCUGUGGCUGAGAUUACCAGCUCCUGCUUUGAGCCCAACAGCCAGAUGGUGAAGUGUGACCCGAGACAUGGCAAGUACAUGGCCUGCUGCAUGCUCUACCGGGGGGACGUGGUGCCCAAGGAUGUGAAUGUCGCUAUUGCUGCCAUCAAGACCAAGAGGACCAUCCAGUUUGUAGACUGGUGUCCCACAGGUUUUAAGGUGGGCAUCAACUACCAGCCACCCACCGUGGUGCCAGGAGGGGACCUGGCCAAAGUCCAGCGGGCUGUCUGCAUGCUGAGCAACACCACGGCAAUUGCGGAGGCCUGGGCCCGCCUGGACCACAAGUUUGACCUCAUGUAUGCCAAGCGGGCCUUUGUGCAUUGGUAUGUUGGAGAGGGAAUGGAAGAAGGAGAAUUUUCCGAGGCCAGGGAAGACCUGGCUGCCCUGGAGAAGGAUUAUGAAGAAGUGGGGACUGAUUCAUUUGAAGAAGAAAAUGAAGGGGAGGAAUUUUAAAUAUACACAUUCCUCUUG
Ceratotherium simum simum (southern white rhinoceros) is the source of this 1504-nucleotide messenger RNA. RefSeq names its product tubulin alpha 8 (gene TUBA8). Lineage: Eukaryota; Metazoa; Chordata; Mammalia; Perissodactyla; Rhinocerotidae. Gene Ontology annotation, biological process: microtubule-based process. Gene Ontology annotation, cellular component: microtubule. Gene Ontology annotation, molecular function: GTP binding; structural constituent of cytoskeleton. The record is from RefSeq and is a predicted model, not a curated record.